UACGUCACAUAAGUGGCUAGAAUAGUCCUUCUAUAACAGGGACAACAUUUUAUACAACGACACAAUAUCAGCGGAAGCAUCAGAAAAAUGCAUUAAUAUCGUUUUCACACAAGUUAUUGUAUUGUUGAAGAAUGCAUAUCGCCGAUUUCGUUGCAGGAUCCAUAGGAGGUGCAUGUGGUGUUGCUGUGGGAUAUCCUCUUGAUACAGUAAAGGUCAGGAUACAAACUCAGAAGCAGUUCACUGGGAUAUGGCAGUGCUUCAUAACAACGUUAUCUAAAGAAGGGGUCCAUGGCUUCUUCAAGGGGAUGUCCCUGCCUGUUACCACGGUUUCCAUGACUUCCUCUGUGGUGUUUGGGACGUACAGGAACUGCCGUCAGUGUCUCAGUCAGCUGAGGGGAGGACCAGGAACCCCAAACACCAAUCUAGAAAUCUUCCUCUCUGGCCUGGCCGGGGGUGUGGCUACGGUGACAGUGAUGUCACCAGGCGACAUAGUGAAAGUCAGGCUGCAGUGUCAGACAGAGUCCAUGCGAGCCAGAAAAGGGGCGAACUUGCCCAAACCCAAGUACCGCGGCCCCGUCCACUGUCUCCUGACCAUCGUCAGAGAGGAGGGGGCGCUGGGGCUCUACAGGGGAGCUCUGCCUCUCAUGCUGAGAGACGGACCGUCCUACGCCACGUACUUCCUGACUUACAGCACACUCUGUGAGUGGUUCACCCCGACUGGAAAGAAGGGACCAGAGUGGACAGGGGUGAUGCUGGCCGGCGGGUUGGCUGGUAUGACCGGCUGGACAGUGGGUACGCCCAUGGAUGUGAUUAAGGCCCGCCUCCAGAUGGACGGAGCCAGGGAUAUCAAGAGAUACAAGGGCUUUGUCCACUGCAUCACAGAGACAGUCAGGGUGGAGGGGUCAGGGGUGUUCUUCAGGAGCUUGGGGAUCAACUGUCUACGUGCCUUCCCUGUCAACAUGGUGGUGUUUGCUACCUUCGAACUCCUGGUCGGCUUCCUCAGAACACAGCCUGAUGCUAUAGAACCCCCCACACUGCUUCCUCAGAACACAGCCUGAUGCUAUAGAACCCCGCACAGCUGUCUGUCUGUCUGUCUGUCUGUGUUUGUCUGUCUGACCGUCUGUCUGUCUGUCUCUCUGUGUCAGUCU
Molecule: messenger RNA, 1148 nt
Organism: Coregonus clupeaformis (lake whitefish)
Lineage: Eukaryota; Metazoa; Chordata; Actinopteri; Salmoniformes; Salmonidae
Gene: slc25a47a
Product: solute carrier family 25 member 47a
Exons: 6
Coding region: 132-1058 (308 amino acids)
Biological process (GO): transmembrane transport
Cellular component (GO): mitochondrion
Molecular function (GO): transmembrane transporter activity
Source: RefSeq, a predicted model, not a curated record